AUGGAUUUGAAACUCAAAAUUGACCCACCACUCCUCAACUCAGCUUGCCCAUGGGCGACCACCCUUGAAGAUAUCAAAGCUCUCUAUGAUAGCCCAUAUACCGGCGCUGUGACAAUCCGAACGAGCUUACUUGAAGGUUUCACGCAUGACGACACAGUCCACCAGUAUAUCUUCUUUACACCAGGCAGGACCAUUCCUGCAGGCGCCCCCAAGGGGGAGGAAUCCAAACUAUCUACCACCACAACGCCCUCGGAACCGAUAUCCACGCUCAAUACGCUAGGCUAUUCCCCUCUCACGCUGAGCGAGUAUCUGGGCAUCAUCAACGAGAUUGUAGGCCAGCGGCACUUGGGCACAGACACUCCCACGAAGAAACCUUUUAUCAUCAGCGUGACAGGCACGCCAGACGAGAUCGCAAUGGCGUAUGCUCUGGUCGCCAACGCGGCUGAGAUGGACGAAGACCUACGCCUCGCCAUGGAAGUCAACCUGUCGUGCCCGAAUAUCACGCAUGCCCCUCCGCCUGCCUAUGACCCUGCCCAACUCGCGGACUACCUUGAGGCUAUUAGUGAUUCGAAAUCCACAUAUCGCGGCCGCAUGGUGACGCCAGAAUCUGUGCCCAAGGUCGGCGUGAAGCUCCCUCCGUACACGCACGCGGCGCAGUUCGACAUGGUGGUCUCAGCCCUUUGUGCCGCGAAGUCGAGUGAGCCCGGCGAAGGAUGCGUUGUGGACUUCAUCACCUGCACAAACACUCUCGGAUCCUGCCUUUUGCUUGACGACGCUCUGGCACCUGCGCUGAAAAGUGAAUCUGGGACCGGUAUCGGCGGCCUCGCAGGCGCUGCAUUGCACCCACUGGCCCUCGGCAACGUCGCGACUUUCCGCCGCCUGCUCGAUGCACACACGGAAACCCGCGCUGUCGCUAUCCUAGGCGUUGGUGGUGUCGAGGACCGCGCCGGCUUUGAGAGGAUGCGUAAGGUCGGCGCCGCAGCUGUUGCAUGCGCCAGCGCCUUGGGACGUUAUGGUGUCGGCGUUUUCGAGAAGAUAACAAAAGGCUGA
Messenger RNA from Rhinocladiella mackenziei CBS 650.93, 1050 nucleotides. RefSeq lists its product as uncharacterized. The record is from RefSeq and is a predicted model, not a curated record. The transcript has a single exon. Gene Ontology annotation, molecular function: dihydroorotate dehydrogenase activity. Lineage: Eukaryota; Fungi; Ascomycota; Eurotiomycetes; Chaetothyriales; Herpotrichiellaceae. Gene Ontology annotation, biological process: pyrimidine nucleotide biosynthetic process; 'de novo' pyrimidine nucleobase biosynthetic process. Gene Ontology annotation, cellular component: cytoplasm. Bases 1 to 1050 code for a protein of 349 amino acids.